UCUCCGACAGCACCGCAUAGACACCUUUUCCUGCCCAUACUGCUCUUCGACCUAUUCUUCUCCAUACAUUAGACGAUUUUCCUACGUACCUUCCAUAAUGGCCGACACAACUCAAGCUCCUGUCAACGGCAACUAUGCUGCGCAUCACGCGUAUGCCACCGAGCCCUACGGUCACAACCAUGUCUCCAACUUCCAGCCUGCACAGUCAUCCACCCCGAUGAGUGCGCAAACAAACGAAACCCAGAAGAAUGAGAUCCCCAAGGACGAAGUCGGAUGGUUUUUCGUGGAGCAGUACUACACCACUCUGAGCCGCAGCCCAGAGAAGCUUCACCUGUUCUACUCUCGGCGGUCGCAGUUCGUCUCCGGUUCUGAGGCCGAAUCUGUCCCUGUCGCGGUUGGCCAGAAGGCCAUCCACGAGAAGAUUAAGCAGCUCGAUUUCCAGGACUGCAAGGUCCGCGUUCUGAACGUCGACUCUCAGGCCUCCUUCGACAACAUCUUGGUUUGCGUCAUUGGUGAAAUCUCCAACCGAUCGGAACCUUCGCGCAAGUUCGUUCAGACCUUCGUGCUGGCUGAGCAGCCAAACGGUUACUACGUGCUCAACGAUGUCUUCCGUUACCUCAUCGAUGAGGAGGAGGAGAUCGUGGCCGAUGAAGCCGGCGCGAUUGAGCCAACCAAUACCCACGAGGAAGCCACUGCUGAAGCUCCCGUGGAAGUCGAGGCUGAGACCUCUAAGCCAGCUGUGGAGGCGCAGGUGGACAAUGAAACUGCGGCGCAUGUCGUGGACGAGAAGCUUGAGGAGGCUGCCACCAACGGCGAAAACGAGAAAGUACCAAAGGUCGCUGCUCAGGCUCCCGAGACCGCCGCUGAACCAGAGAAGCCAGCCGAAGCUGCUCCUGCUGAAGCUAUUCCUGCUGAGCCAGAGGCUGUUGAGGAAGAGAAACCGAAGAGCCCUGCUCCUACGCCUGCUGCAGCUCCUGCCAAGGGCACCACACCUUCUCCAGAGAAGGAGAACGUUGCCCCGGCGAAGGCUGCCCCUGCUCUCCCCAAGACCUGGGCCAAUAUCGCAUCUAAGUCUGGCGCCGCAGUCGCUACUCCUGUCAUUCCCGUUGCUCCGCCCAAGCCUGCUGCUGCGAGCGCCCCUCAGCAACCCCAGCAGCAAACCCAGCAGCAGCCCCAACAGCAACCCCAACAGCCCCAACAGCAGCAGCAGCAGCCCGCUACCCCCUCCGCCCCUGUCUCGGAGAAAGGAGUCAGCCAGCCUUCUUCGAACGACGGUUCCGGCUGGCAGACCGCUGGUGCGGACCACGGUAAGAGACAAUCCCGCGCCGGCGAGGAGCAGAAUGUUCUGGCCUACAUCAAGAACGUUACCGAGAAGGUCGAUGCCGGUCUGUUGAAACAGACUCUUUCGCGCUACGGAAAGAUCAAGUACUUCGACGUCAGCCGCCAGAAGAACUGUGCCUUUGUUGAGUUCGCCGACCCUGCUGGAUACGCCGCCGCCGUUGCUGCCAAUCCCCACCAGAUCGGAUCGGAGCAGAUCGUUGUCGAGGAGCGCCGUCCUCGUUCUAACGCUUACGGUGGAAACGCUAACUUUGGUGCUGGUCGGGGCGGUGCCCGUGGCCGUGGAGACCGUGCUGGCAGCCAGGGCCGUGGUGGUGGCUUCCAGCGCGACUCUGGCCGCGGUGGCUUCGCUCCUCGUGGCCGCGGAGGCAACGUCGCUCCCAAGGGCCGCAGCCAGGCCCAGGCCGCUUAAACGCUGAAUCAUGCUCAGCUCCUCUUCUCAUGAUGUAUCCUGUUUCACCUCAGGGGAUGCUCUUCACAUAGGCCCAUUCAGCGCAUCGAUUUGAGCUGUAACUGCCUGAAGAUGCCACUCCCAUAUCCUCUUAAUGACAUGUGUUAUGUGACGACUAUGUGUCACGCUCGCAUUUUAGCGGUUGGAAAAGUUCUUCAUUU
This is a messenger RNA of Paecilomyces variotii, 1950 nucleotides long. RefSeq names its product NTF2 and RRM domain protein. Gene Ontology annotation, cellular component: Ubp3-Bre5 deubiquitination complex; ribonucleoprotein complex; cytosol. The coding region runs from base 98 to 1750 and encodes 550 amino acids. Gene Ontology annotation, molecular function: mRNA binding. The transcript is spliced from 3 exons. Gene Ontology annotation, biological process: ribophagy; protein deubiquitination. The record is from RefSeq and is a predicted model, not a curated record. NCBI's taxonomy places the organism in Eukaryota, Fungi, Ascomycota, Eurotiomycetes, Eurotiales, Thermoascaceae.